This is a messenger RNA of Bacillus rossius redtenbacheri, 2081 nucleotides long. Its product is annotated as neurofilament medium polypeptide-like. Bases 46 to 1845 code for a protein of 599 amino acids. NCBI's taxonomy places the organism in Eukaryota, Metazoa, Arthropoda, Insecta, Phasmatodea, Bacillidae. The record is from RefSeq and is a predicted model, not a curated record. The transcript has 9 exons.
GGUUGUUUACAUCCCGACAUAGAAAGCUGAAGGCUCCCUUGCGGCAUGUCGACGGCGCAAGAGACCAGUGCUGAAGAGGAGGACCUGAGCCGGUUGUUCGGGUCUCUGAGGGACUCCUACUGGGACGCCCUCCAGGCACUGCACGAGGCAGAGGACGAGGAGCAGUUGAAGCUGCAAUUGCUGCACACAUGGGUAGCUGACCUGCUGGCGCAGAAUGCCUCGCUGGUGGACGCUGUGGAUGAGCUGGAGGAGCGAGCUAUAGCGCAGCAGCUGGCCGGACUGAUACACAGGUUUCUGUACGACGACUCGGGCUCAGAGGAACAGCCAGAAACAGAUGAAGUGCCCGAAGCAACGAGCCAUGAUCCAGAAGACGCUACAUGUGGCCCAGAACAACCAGAUCUCGAUGGAAGGCCCCAGCCACAGAACAGGACGGACUCACGUAUUUCCAAGUGCAAAGAGAAGCCUAGCGAUGGUGGUGACUGGGAAUCUACAGCUUCUGAACUCAAAGAAAAAGUGAGGAAACUCAAAAAGUCUCUAACUGAAGAUAAAGAGACUCUUUCCGAGGAUAAAAAGGUGGCAGGGUGCAGUCUCCCGGAGACACAAGACUCUAGGAACCCCACUACGGAACCCGAGACAGCAGAACCGGAAGCUGCAACAGAGCAACCAGGUGACGACUCCGAGACCGGUGCUCCUCUGCCGUCUCAACUCAGAAGAGAAGUGAGUCACUGCAAUAAAGAUCUAUCCGAAGGCAAAGAUACUAUUGUCAGCAAUCAAACGGAAACCUUGCAGCUGGCAGAAAACUUGCUAGAAAAUAAUAACAUAAAGCUAGCAGCAACAGAUGAUGAACUGGACCAAAACCAUUCCCCAGAAGAGCAGGUCCCGGGAGUUAGCAGUAGUGAUGAGGAGCGGACACGCUUGGAAGAGAUGCAGACGGGAGUGGCAGAGAGGGAGAGAGAGCUACGAGAAGAGCAGUUACGACUGGAACAGGCCAACCGCACAAAGGCCAUGCUAAAACAACAACUGAAGGAUGUGGAGAUGUCCAUCGCCCAAUACGAGUCUCACAAUGCGGAGGAGCAGCACAGCUCUAACGUUGAACCAUCAACACUACCAGUUCAAGACCUCCUGCACUCUGAAAACCAGUCCAUGCAGGAUAGUCCUCACAAGAAGAUCUCUUCGCAGGACAACAUAGAAAGUGACAAGAAUGUGCAAAACAUACACAUCGAGGAAAACGAUCCCAGUGACAAAUCUCUGGAGUCAUCUCAAGUGAGGACUGAGACUGAGCAGCUCAUGGAGUCUGAACAAGCCAAUGAUGAUCAUCUACAACCAGAUCAUGGAAUUGAGCAACCUACACAUUCUGAUUAUACCAGUAGCUUAACUUCGCAACCGACUGCUGAAACCGAGCAGCUCAUCGAGUCUGAACAAGCUAUGAACAAGCUUCCACAAUCAGACAGAGCCAAUAACAAUUCCUCAGAAUCGGACCAUACUAUCAACAAGCCUUCGGAAACAGGUCAUACCAAUAACAAUUCUCCGGAAUUAAGAACUUCCAAAAAAUCCUCACAACUGAGCCACGAGAGUACGAAUCCUUCGACGCAAAACCGUGGCAGUAAAAGGUCUUUGCUUCCACGCCAUAUCAACGAGAAGCUCAUACGGCCGGAGAGUACCACAAACCAGUCCUCCCCACUCCACCGUGCUGGCAAAGAGUCAUCGCCUCCUGGUAGUGCCAAUGAUAGGCGCUCGCAGAUUGGCAGAGCCAGGUCACGGUUGCCGCGACCCAGUCUUGUAGCUGGCAGUAGGGAGACUGCGCCGGCGAGUCCACCUAGCAACACUACGUCGAACCUAAACUGAAAGUGACACUAAACACCUGAAGGAAAAGUUAGGUUAACAGCAGAUUAUAUGCUUAACUUAACUAUUUUCAGAGUAUCUUGCAGUAUAAUUUAUUAUAUAUAUAUUUAAUUGUAGGACCUACACAUAUUACAUGAUAAACUGUGUGGAAGUCAAUUACUAACUGAACAUGUCUUUGAAUAUUGUGUUCUUUUGUAACAGUGUUUUUUGGCAGCAUUAAAUAUGAAGACUAAAACUAA